AUGGCCUCCUCCUCCUCAAAGCUAAAACCUUUCAUCAACAAUCUCCGUCGCUACCAGAACCGAUCUCUAUCUUCUUCAAACCAAUCAAACUACAGAAAACAAAUCCUACUCGCAAACCUCCUCCAACGCUACGGCUUCCCUCCCUCUUCUCUCCAACACUUCCUCUCAAAAAACCUUUUCCUCUCAAACUCAGAUCUCUCCGAAACAGAAGCUUCUCUCUCCAUCUUACUCUCCUUGAAACUCCCUCAGAAACAACUCGUCUCCUUAAUCCAAGACUCCCCUAACAUCCUCCGCCCAAACUUCUUGAGAAAAUGGAGAGAUCCUCUCUCUGAGAGGAGCGUCUCGUCUUCAGCCAUCAAGAGCGUCCUCGAACACUCGAGUAGAUUCGGGAUAGGCCUAGAUAAGUUUCACGAAUGCGUUAACGUGUUGAGAGGUUUAGGGUUUUGUGAUAGUACUGUUAGUAAAGUUAUUGAAGCCUUCCCUAACGUUCUUGUAGUGAAAGAGAUUGAUAUUCGUAGAAAGGUUGAGUUUUUAGUUGGUAUCGACAUUCAUGAGAUUGAGAGGUUCUUUUACGUUUUCCCGGAGAUCUUAGGGUUUAGUGUUGAGUCUAGGCUUAAGCCGUUGCUUGAUGAGUUUAUAAAGAUUGGGUUUAGUAGAGAUGAGAUCAAGAAAGAGAUUGUUAGAGAGCCGAGAGUUCUUGGUUUGGAGUUAGGUGAGCUUCCACGGUGUUUGGAGUUGAUAAAGUCGUUAAAAUGCCGUGAAGUGAUUAGAGAUGAGAUUCUUGAGGAGGGAAUGUUCCGUGGUGGGUUUGAAGUGAAGCUUAGAGUUGAUUGUUUGUGUAAACACGGGUUGAUUCGGAGAGAUGCGUUUAAAGUUGUGUGGAAAGAGCCGAGGGUGGUUUUGUAUGAGGUUGAUGAGGUUGAGAAGAAGAUUGAGUUUUUGAGUAAUAGGAUGGGGUUUAAUGUUAACUGUUUAGUAGAUGUGCCUGAGUAUCUUGGGGUGAAUUUUCAGAAGCAGAUUGUGCCGAGGUAUAAUGUGGUUGAGUAUUUGAGGCUUAGAGGUGGGCUUGGGUGUGAUAUUGGGUUGAAAGGUUUGAUUAAACCAAGUAUGAAGAGAUUCUAUAACUUGUAUGUGAAACCAUAUCCAGAGUGUGAAAGAAUCUUUGGGAAGAGAAGGGAGGAUGCAGGGGUGAAGAAACGACAUCCUGUUGGGCUUUGGAAGCUUAUGAAGCCGCCUAGUCAUGUAACAACUAAAGAAGAUGUUGUGAACAUGAAGUCUUUUGUAGAGUCACUUGCUUAGUUAGAUGGAUUCUCACUCCCUGACUUGAUUAACUACAAGCUACUCAGAGUCGGAUAUGUGUUUUCUGGAAACUCUCAUGAGCUUUUGAAUCUGAUUUCAUUUCCCUUUGAGUUAAUGGCUUGAUUAUUCAGAGGACAAUGCAUCUUCCUUAAGUAAAAAAACACGCUUUGUAGUCACUGUCUUUUGUUUCACUGUCUAUGCCUGAAGGAUUUGCUGAUCAAAUGUAAAGACUUUGGUUCUAAAUCAGCUCGAGCUUGUUCCAACCUUUAACUACCAAGUAGAAUUAUUUCGUG
This is a messenger RNA of Eruca vesicaria subsp. sativa (arugula), 1592 nucleotides long. The record is from the annotation of a GenBank genome assembly. NCBI's taxonomy places the organism in Eukaryota, Viridiplantae, Streptophyta, Magnoliopsida, Brassicales, Brassicaceae.